AUGGACCCACCAUCCGGACCCAAGUCAACCUCCGAUGUCCCCCUACUCGCCUCACUCCCACCACUCCCAAUUCCAACCGGAGCGGAACCCUCGAGGAACGUACUAGACGCUUUCAGGACAGCCGUCGCCGUACAGGUAGCCGAGAUUCUCAACCUGCCUCACUCCGAUCCCGCCGACCUCGAACGGAUCUGGGCGGGGGUCGAAUCGGGGAAGAAGGAGGGAGGAGACCUGACGAUCGCAGUACCCAGGUUUAGGAUCAAAGGAUCAGACCCCAAACAGUUGGCCAAAAAAAUUCAGGAUGAGUUUCAAACCAAUGAAUGGAUCCAAUCCGCCAAUGCCGAGGGAGCCUUUGUCAAGUUCCAGAUGGACUCCAAGACUCUCUGUCGAACCGUCCUCCACCAGGUCAACGAGCUCACACAUCUCUCAAACACCGGCGGAGGCUAUGGGACUAACUCGUCCGGAAUUGACCCUUCAACCGGCAAGAAGAAGAAACUCGUCCUCGAAUUCUCCAGUCCGAAUAUCGCCAAAAAAUUCCAUGCCGGUCAUCUCAGGAGUACCAUCAUCGGCGCCUUCCUCGGCAAUCUACACGAGGCUAACGGAUGGGAUGUGAAGAGAAUCAAUUAUCUAGGUGAUUGGGGUAGACAAUUCGGCGUGCUAGCCGUUGGUUUCGAGCGAUAUGGUUCAGAACAAGAAUUAUCCGAACAGCCAAUCCAACAUCUCCUUGAUGUGUACACCAAGAUCAAUAAAGACAUGGAAGGAGAAGAGAAAGAGGCUCUAGAACAGAAGGCACGAGACUUCUUCAAGCUGAUGGAGGAAGGAGAUUCAACAGCUGUAGCACUAUGGAAGCGGUUCCGAGACUACAGUAUCAAGCAGUACGAGCAGGAUUACGCCCGGUUGAAUAUCAAGUUUGACGUGUACAGUGGGGAGAGUCAGGUGACACACGAGAGCAUGGAUGUGGCACUGAAAGUGUUGAGGGAGAAGGGCAUUGCGAUCGAGGAUAAGGGGACCCUGAUCUGUGAUCUGGAUGCCUACAAGCUUGGCCGGACGGUGAUCAGGAAGAGCGACGGGACGAAUCUGUACAUCACCAGAGACAUCGGCGAGGCUAUCCAACGGUACGACAAGUACCAGUUCGACAAGAUGAUCUACGUCGUCGCCUCUCAACAAGACCUCCAUCUUGCCCAGUUCUUCAAAGUCUUGGACCUCAUGGGAUUCCCCUGGGCCAAGAAACUCCAACAUAUCAACUUCGGAAUGGUCGCUGGGAUGAGCACUCGAAAAGGCACCAGCGUCCAUCUCGAGGAUAUGAUGAACGAGGCCCGUAAUACCAUGCACGAACAAAUGAAAACUAACGUCGAUAAGUAUAACGAGAUCCCUGACCCGCUUCGGACGGCCGAUGAAGUCGGAAUCAGUGGGAUCAAGAUUCAAGACAUGGCUGGAAAGAGAAUCAAUGGCUAUGAGUUCAAAUGGGAUCGUGUGUUGUCAUUUGAGGGAGACACAGGCCCAUACCUUCAAUAUGCGCAUGUCCGACUAUGUUCGGUGGAACGGAAAGCGGCGCCGACGUAUGUCUUACCAGAGCCAACAAAGAUUGCUGCGGAGAUCGAGACGUCGAUUUUGAGUGAGGAGGCGAAGGCGCGGGAGCUCGUCGUGCUGUUGAGUCUGUACCCGGAUGCGGUGAAGACGGCCUUCUCGAAGCUCGAGCCCUCGUCGAUCGUCACCUAUUGUUGGCGGCUCACCCAUGCCGUCAGCUCUGCCUGGGAGACCCUGAUCGUCAAGGGCCAGGACCAGCCCACCGCACUCGCCAGACUCUGGCUCUUCAGGUCCUGUAAAGACGUCCUUGCUAGUGCUAUGAAACUGCUCACCUUGGAGCCCCUCGACCGCAUGUAA
Puccinia graminis f. sp. tritici CRL 75-36-700-3 is the source of this 1881-nucleotide messenger RNA. Its product is annotated as arginyl-tRNA synthetase. The record is from RefSeq and is a predicted model, not a curated record. Lineage: Eukaryota; Fungi; Basidiomycota; Pucciniomycetes; Pucciniales; Pucciniaceae. The transcript has 5 exons. Gene Ontology annotation, molecular function: ATP binding; arginine-tRNA ligase activity. The coding region runs from base 1 to 1881 and encodes 626 amino acids. Gene Ontology annotation, biological process: arginyl-tRNA aminoacylation; mitochondrial translation. Gene Ontology annotation, cellular component: cytoplasm; mitochondrion.